Messenger RNA from Diorhabda carinulata, 2106 nucleotides. Its product is annotated as leukotriene A-4 hydrolase. Gene Ontology annotation, cellular component: cytosol. Gene Ontology annotation, molecular function: epoxide hydrolase activity; zinc ion binding; metallopeptidase activity. Gene Ontology annotation, biological process: proteolysis; peptide catabolic process. Lineage: Eukaryota; Metazoa; Arthropoda; Insecta; Coleoptera; Chrysomelidae. The record is from RefSeq and is a predicted model, not a curated record. The coding region runs from base 231 to 2063 and encodes 610 amino acids. The transcript is spliced from 9 exons.
AAUCGCGAAAAUCCAGAAUUUUUCCCAGUUAUCCAUGAAACGUGUAAAUUCGCCAAUUCAUUGUAUUCCCCUCCUCCAAAUUAUUUGUUGACAAUGUUAAGUAUUAAAACUCAAGUUCGCCACAAUUUAUGUUAGUUUUUAUAUCUAAACCAGUUUGUAAUAACAAAAAUCAAAAAGAAAUAGUUUUUUCUUCAGGUACAAUUAUUUAAUAACAGCAUUAAUAAUAAAAUAUGAAAAACGUUGGAUUAAGCCCUUGUGAUCCUAGUUCAUUUUCCAGACCAGACCAAGUUAUUGUUACGGACAUAUUUUUAAACUUGAAUAUUCAGUUCAACUCAAAGACUUUGAAUGGCCACACCAUUUUAUCAGUUGAAAAAAUUCAAGAAAAAUAUAACGAAUUGACCCUCGAUGCAUUCAAACUUAAAAUAUCCUCAAUAUAUGAGGUGGAUACCAAGGAAAAAUUGGAGUAUCAAUUAUCGGAUCACCUGGAGGAUUUUGGAUCCAAAUUAAUUGUACAGCUACCUAAGACGGAAGCUAACAGCUUUAAAAUUUGUAUUGAAUAUGAGACUUCUCCAGAGGCUAGUGGUCUUCAGUGGUUAUCUCCACAAGCAACUUCAGGCAAGAAACAUCCAUUUUUAUUUAGUCAGUUCCAACCCACACAUGCAAGAUCGGUUUUACCCUGUCAAGAUACUCCAUCCGUUAAACAGACUUACAAAGCUACAAUAUUGGCUCCAAAAGACAUGACUGUGCUAAUGUCUGCAAUUAAAGAAGAUUCGACUCUUGUAGAAGAUAACAAACAAUCAAAUUUCAAUCAAACGGUUCCAGUGCCUUCAUAUCUUAUAGCUCUGGCAGUAGGAUCAUUAGAAUCCAGAAAAUUAGGACCACGCUCUCACGUUUGGGCUGAAAAGGAGAUUAUUGAAGAUUGUGCUUAUGAGUUUGCUUUAACUGAGCACCAGUUAAAGACUGCUGAGGAAAUAUGCGGACCCUACGUUUGGGGAGUUUAUGAUUUGUUGGUGUUGCCUCCCAGCUUUCCCUAUGGAGGAAUGGAAAAUCCAUGUUUGACUUUUGUUACACCAACUUUAUUGGCUGGUGAUAGAUCGUUAGCAAAUGUUAUAGCACAUGAAAUAGCGCACAGUUGGACUGGAAAUUUAGUAACAAAUAAAACGUUUGAACAUUUUUGGUUAAAUGAAGGAUUCACAAUGUUUGUUGAAAGAAAGAUUAUUGGAAAAUUAACAUCUACCCAAAUGCAAGAUUUUGAUGCAUAUGCGGGGAUUAGUGAUCUAGAAGAGGCUAUUUCAGUGCUAGGAGCUGAUAAUCCUUUAACAAAUUUGGUUGUCGAUUUAAGAGGAAUACAUCCAGAUGAGGCAUUUUCGACGGUUCCGUAUGAAAAAGGACAGACUUUUCUUAGAUAUUUGGAAAGUUCUGUUGGUGGGCCAGAAAAGUUUGAACCAUUUUUAAGAGCCUAUUUCGAAACAUUCAAAUACAAAUCGAUAGAAACAUCAGAUUUCCAGCAGUUCUUCGAAAGCUACUUUUCGACAGAGGAAUCUAUAAAAAACAUUCCAUGGCAAAAAUGGUUACAUACUCCUGGAAUGCCUCUGUUGAUUCCGGAUUAUGAUAAAUCUUUGGCGGUUGCUUGUGAUGCGCUUUUAGAAAAGUUUUGUAAAUGGACUGGCGACGAAAUAUGUCCCAUUACUGCAGAAGUUACUGAGAAAUUAAUGCCAGAACAACGCAUAUAUUUUUUACAAAAAUUGUGCCAAUCUGAAAAACAACCAAUACACAAAUUAAAAAUUCUUGGCGAUUUAUUCGAUAUUCAGAAAAUUAAAAACGCCGAAAUUAAAUUUCAUUGGUUGAAGAUUUGCUUGAAAGCCAGAUGGGAAGAAAAAAUACAAGAAGUUUUAGAUUGGAUUAAUGUUGUAGGAAGGAUGAAAUUCGUCAGACCGUUAUACAGGGAAUUGUAUCAAUGGGAAGUUAGCAAAAAUAGAGCUAUAGAAAAUUUUAAAGCUAAUAAGCACCAGAUGAUGCAUAUUUGUACAAUAUCAAUCGCAAAGGAUUUAAAACUUGAUUAAUAAGUUUUUAUAAAAAAGUAUUUAUAUUAUAUGUUACAGUAUU